AUUUAUGUGUCCUGUUUUCACAGUCCUUGUGUUUGCUUGUAAAACAGGUCAAGUGUUUGUAAGACUCUGUAAAUAUGGAGUAAUGGAGUUUUAUGGAAUUGAUUAGUGUCAGUUUUACGUUGGGUAUCUGCAUAGAGUUUUUGAGCCAGAGAAACUCUUUUUAGGUGGUCUUUCUGGGCUUUUAUUCGAACUGGGGAGUGAUUUGGUCUCAUUUCAGUUUCAUGACAACAAAGCACAAAAGGGGUGCCUCCAAAGUACCAUGUCAAUUGCAUGCCCUUAAUUGGACUGUAAUUUCUCAAAGAUUUUAUACAAUUGAGAACAGUCGUUUCUCAAUAUUAGGUUCAUUGUAUGCAGAUUCCAAGGCAAUGCUUGUACAAUACGUGAUGAAAGGAAAAGAUGAUGGCUUGCACAUUUUUAAGAAGAGAUUUUGGUCCAGCUUCUUGAAGAGAUUGUUUUGCGCUAAGCCAAAAUCCAUAAAAAAAAAUGAGGGGGAGGAGAAACAGGGUUGUGGUUUUGGUAGUUGUGGUCUUGGUAACUCCAGAAGUCACGAAGUCCAUACUCAUGUCUUUUCGUAUUCAAAGGAAAACACUAGAGUAGAGACCACACUAAGGGAAUCCAGAGACAAGAAAAAUGAUCAUGAUAAAGAAGUGGUUGUGGGUGAGCAUGAACAAAAUAAGCACGCAUCAGCAGUGGAACCUGUGGUUAAAGAAACAUUGGGGAAAUCUGAAGAGGAGCGAAAUGAGCUUCAGAAACAACUGGUUGAGGUUGAAGAUAAACAAACUAAGCAGGCAUCGGCAGUGCAAACUGUAGCAUCUGCCGCAGCAAAGGCUGCUGCGGCAGCUGCCAUGAUUGCAUGCCUCAAAGGGUCUGGUUACUCAAGUCGCCAACAAGAAAGUGCAGCAAUCAAAAUUCAGAGUGUGUUUCGGGGCUAUCUGGCCAGGAGAAGAUUACUUUCUCUGAGAGGUCAAAUGAGGCUGCAUAUACUGGUUAAUGAACAGAGUGUGAAACAGCAAGCAAUGAACGCUUUGCGCUGCGGACAAUUGUUUGUUAAAAUCAACUCUCAAACUCACUUUAGGAGGAUGCGAAUGGUUGAGCAAAAUCAAGCCCGUCAAUGCUACCUUAAGCAAAAACAUCAAAAAUACCUCAAGAGCAAGGAAUUCGAUAAUGAAGCUGUGCAUCAAGAGGAAUGGGAUAACAGCGUGUUCUCCAAGGAAGAAAUUCAGGCUAGAUUGCAGAACAAAAUAGAAGCUGCUAUUAAGCGGGAAAGGACACUGGCAUAUGCAUUUUGUCACCAGAUGUGGAGAAAUUAUCCAAAUGCAGUCCAAACUAUGUUGAUGGAAAUUGAUCUAGACAAGCCUCAUUGGGGUUGGAGUUGGUUAGAACGCUGGAUGGAAACUAGGCCUUGGGACAACCACAACACUGUUGAGAAGGCAUACUCGCUCAUGAAACUACAUAUAGGGUUGAAAAAGCCUACUUCAGAGAUUGACAGUGUUGGUUCCUCAUCAAUGCCAUUACAGUCAAAUGAUAUGUCCUCAGGGUUGAAAAUACUUAAUUCAGAAAUGGCCAAUGGUGAUAUCUUUUCAAACUCAUCCAUGUUGAGCAAUGUAUCAUCAAGGUCCAAAAAAUUCGAUUCAGAAAUGGUGAAUGCUGUCAUCUCUUCAAACCCAUCCAUGUUGAGUAAUAUGUCAUUGUCAUUGAAAAAUCUUAACUCAGAAACGGGCAAUGGUUUUACCUCUUCCAAACCAUCCGAGUUGAGUAAUAUUUCCUCAAGAUUGAAAAAGACAAAUUCAGAUAUUGACAAUUUUAUAAUCUCUUCAAACCGCUCCAUGUUGAAUGAUGACAAGACAUAUUCAGUCAUGAAAGUGCAAUCUAUGGAACAGAACAGAGAGCAAACUUUGCAUAUAGAGUUGGAAGAACCUAAUUCAGAAGUGGUCAAUGUUGUUAGCUCUUCAAUACCUUCCAAGUUGAGUAAUAUAUCUUCAACGGAGGAUGAUAUAAAGAAUAAUCACAGUAUUUUGGUAUCAGAAAGAACUGGAAACGGAUCUCAUCACACUUUAGCUUGUACUUCUGUUAUAAAAAAUGAUGAAAGCUUGAUAAGCUCCUUUCAAACUCCCAACUACAUGGCCUCCACAAAGUCCACCAACGCAAAGGUUAGAUCACAAAACACUCCAAAGCAGAGGUUGUUGUUCUCUUCUACUUCAAAAGAAACCAGUUUUCCUUAUAGAAGUCCUAGCACCACUAUCACACUCUGUUCAGAAGCAUUGGAAUCAGGCCAAAUUAGUAGGAAACUGUGCUUGGGACCACUGAAAUCAGAGAAUCAUAGUAGCUCAUCCAGAGACCUUAGUACUGAAUCAAAGAGUUUCUUACUGACUUGGGGUGGGAGAAAAUCUAAUAGAUGAGCACCUGUAUAUUUAACUAUCCUCUCCAUUAUGAUAAAGCAUUCUAUAGGAUAUUUCUUGUUUCUAGGAACUAUGGGGAGUUAAUCUCAAUUGCAUUCCAAUGAUAUCUCUUGGAUAAAUACAGUUAGUUAUCUUGGAUUACUGUGUGCAAUGAGGACAUAGCCAGAUAAUGGGAGAUCCUCAUUUGAUGCGUAGUGCAUUGAUGAGGCAUUUUAUGGUCUGAUGGCUUGGAAGAUUAAGAAUUAUGGUCUGAUGGCUUGGAAGAUUAAGAAAUUUAUCUUGUAGGUUUUCAAGUACUUAAGAGUGUGGCAUGGAUUGAUCAUGAGAUCCAUGGAUGUGAAGGAUGUAAUUUCUGAGGUCGGAAAUUUUUUUGUUGAUAUAAAGGGUUUCAACCAUUGGUGAGA
This is a messenger RNA of Cryptomeria japonica (Japanese cedar), 2803 nucleotides long. Its product is annotated as protein IQ-DOMAIN 5. The coding region runs from base 222 to 2399 and encodes 725 amino acids. The transcript has 6 exons. The record is from RefSeq and is a predicted model, not a curated record. NCBI's taxonomy places the organism in Eukaryota, Viridiplantae, Streptophyta, Pinopsida, Cupressales, Cupressaceae. Gene Ontology annotation, molecular function: protein binding.